UUGCCCAUCGUUGAACAGCGCCUGCAUACAAGAUUCUGCUUUUAAAGUAAGAGAACUGGAUUUGUCUCGGAGUCUACACAGUUUUUUCUUGGAAACUUUUCACAGGAAGGUAAUUCACAGUCACAGGGGAUUUUCAUUUUUAAUCCGUGAAGUUGUUUGGUAGGAUUCUUUUCACAAGAAACGAAAUUGGUGGUGUUAAUUAAGGAUUUGGUCUGAUUAGUUCUGUGGAAGUUGAAGAUAAGUUAGAGUGGUUAGCAAAGCAUGCCGUUUCAAUAUUCUUCUUCAUCUUCUAGCAGCAGGUAUUUGGGAUUUGAGGGAGAUCGGCCUCGUCAGGGACCUGUAAGGUGGUCUGAAUCUCAGGAAUGUAGUGAUAGUCGUAGGAGUGCUCGGUUUAGUGAUCAUCUGAAGAUAAAGCAGGAUGAAGGCAAUUGUCAUACAGAGUUCAGUCCCAAUUCAGUUACAGGGCAUGUUGGGAGGUCUGCAGUAGGACCUCCGCCUUCUCCUUCUCCAGUUUGCAGUCCCACCAACAGUUUAAGCCCUGCCUGCUCACCCAGAGGUACCCCAUAUGCUCACAGCCGCCGCCAUGGAGAAGCUUAUUCAAGAACUGAGGGAUCGACAGGACCAUCUAAUAGAGGGAAAAGACCGGUGGGAGAAACACAUGGAGAAGCAGUAGUAGCUGGCCCAUCAUCAGGAAGGUCUGAUAAUUCCCAGCUUCCUCUCUUGGCUACUGGGAAUAUGUAUUCUAACAGAGAAAGCAAACCUGCCCCAGAAAACCCAGAAGAUGAGGACAACGAUGAGGUCCGGGAAAUUCAUAUGACUGAGGAGCGAUCAAGAUCUGCAAAUACUAAUAAUCAAAUAAUCAGGCGGCCUCGGCAGCAGAACUGGUCUGAUACUUCCAUGGGCUCCUUUAUCUCCAGUGAUGGCGAAAGCAUAAGUCUCAGCACAGAGUUUAACAACGUUCUUGCAGCUGCUGCAGCGGCAGGCACUAAUAACUCUGCACAGGCUGCUGCAGAGUCAGAGCGUUUGAGGAAUAUAUUGGAGGAAGUUUCUCCUACAAGAAGGGGUCAUUUGCCUGGAAUUGGAGAGGAGGAACCCACCAGAAGCGAUGAGAGAGAUCAAACAGAAAAUAAUAUCAACAGAAGAGACAGAGAUAGCAUGGCUCUUGUUCUAUCUACUGAUAAUAAUCAUACUACUAGUAACAAUACUGCUGCUCCUGAAAGAAACCCGGAUCAGAGAGGCGGUAGAGACUAUUUGGCUCUGGUUCCCAUGAAUGGAACCCAUGAAUCCUCAGGGUCGAAUUCAGAUAGAGAUGCUCCAAUGAGCUCGUGGGACUCUCAGAAUAAUGAGAACGAGAGAGCUGUGGUCAAUCAUGGCGAAUCAAGUGGAGAUAGAAAUGGAUCUACGUCGUCUAAUUCCGUACGAAAUUGGAAAGAUAAGGGAGGUCAAGUGGCGACACCUAAGCAAUUGGCUUUGGCGAAAGUAAAGAGAGACAAGAUUGAAGCAAAAGCAGUUGCUUGGGAAGAGGCCAAGACUGCUGAAGUCGACAACAGGUUCAAGAGGGAGGAAUCAAUAACCAUGGCAUGGGAAAAUGAACAGAAGGUGAAAGCCAACAUAAAAAUGAAGAAGGUGGAGAGAAAACUAGAGGACAAAAGGGCUAAGGCAUUUGAGAAAAUGCAGAAUGAGAUUGCAAGAGCACAUAGAAAAGCAGAGGAGAGGAGGGCAGUUGCUGAAGCUAAAAAAGGUGCUGAAAAUGCCAAGAUAACAGAGGCUGUGGAAAAAAUAAGAGCCUUUGGAAGACUUCCCAGAAAAUUUCUCAUCUUUUGAAUUAAGGAGAUCUGAGUUUUCUUUGGGCUUUUUGCUGCUUCUUUUUUUUUGUCUUUCUGAUCUUUGUGCUUGAGAUUUGGAAGAUCUACUAUUACAUGCACAGUGUGCAAGAGUCAUAUUUAGGCGAUAAUGUCUACAUCCAUCACAGUAACUAUCCAUAGGCCUUAGUGAUUUCAUGAGCAGGUCAUUGAUUGGAUUGAAAUGAGAUAUGGAUGUCAGCCAUAGUUAUGCAAAUAGAAAAUUAGCGACUGUAAAUAGUAUGUUGGAAGAGGAAAAAGGAACCAAAUUUGUAAGUACAUAUCACACUAUAUUAUAAAAUAUGCUCACGGGCUUUAGUACUAAAUACUGUAAUUAUCUCUCAUGGACUAUUUUACGACUUCAAGUCCAUGUACAAAUUAUCUUUUUAAAAUAAAUAUAGUAUAUUUGAUUGUACUAAUUUUUCA
Molecule: messenger RNA, 2267 nt
Organism: Cryptomeria japonica (Japanese cedar)
Lineage: Eukaryota; Viridiplantae; Streptophyta; Pinopsida; Cupressales; Cupressaceae
Product: remorin 4.1
Exons: 6
Coding region: 262-1824 (520 amino acids)
Source: RefSeq, a predicted model, not a curated record